Phaeoacremonium minimum UCRPA7 is the source of this 1377-nucleotide messenger RNA. RefSeq names its product putative fad binding domain-containing protein. Bases 1 to 1377 code for a protein of 458 amino acids. The transcript has 4 exons. Lineage: Eukaryota; Fungi; Ascomycota; Sordariomycetes; Togniniales; Togniniaceae. The record is from RefSeq and is a predicted model, not a curated record. Gene Ontology annotation, molecular function: FAD binding.
AUGUUGGAGGCGCUGGACCUCUCGGAUGCGGCAAAAGUCCUUACUGAUCCCUCAGACACAGAGUUUCAGGAACUCCUCGCACGAUGGACUGAUAUCGACAAGAAAGUCCCGUUUGCGAUUGUCAUGCCCGCCAGCGAAGAUGAUAUUGUAGAAACAGUCAAAGCAGCUGUCAGCUCGUCGGUGCCAUUUGUACCCAAGUCAGGUGGUCACAGUGCGUGGUCCACGAUUGGCUCAGAUGGCUUUGUAUUAGAUCUCAGUCUUCUUCGAAAGGUGGACGUCGAUGUCGAGAAAGGAACCGCCACUGCGAGUGCGGGAGCCCAGAUUCGCGAUGUGAUGGACGCUACAUGGUCGAAAGGGUUUGUUGCUGUUACGGGAACUGUUAACACGGUUGGUUUCAUACCUUCGACCGUUGGCGGCGGGUUGACAAUCCUGGCACCACUGUUGGGCUACGGCUCCGACAAUGUGGUCGCGGCUCGGCUCGUUACCGCAAAGGGUGAGCUGAUUACAGUCUCCGAGUCCGAAAAUACAGAGCUUCUGUACGCCAUCAAGGGCGCCGGCCAAUUUUUCGGCGUCAUCACCUCUCUUACUGUCAAGGUACACCCAAUAUCCAUAAUUGGUAAUCCUGAAGGCCUAGUUUGGCAUUCGACCUGGAUUUUCGAUCCAUCCAAGGCGCUUGAGGUUGCAAAAGCUGCAAUCUCUGUUAAAAGCGCCGAAAGGUCGUACUGUUUAGCAGGGAUAUUACCCUCGCCUAUGACAUUCGAGCCCGUUGUCAUGGUUAUUGGUUCCUAUCUUGGUCUUAAAGAAGACGCAAUGAAGGCCUUCCAGCCUUUCAUUGAUAUAGGGCCCGAUGUGGUCGCUGCUGAUGAAGAAUUGCCGUACGGGAAAAUCAAUGACGCCUUUGCUGCUUUCGAAGCUAAAGGAGGAUACAAGAAGUGGUAUGCUCCAGGUCUUACAGACAUGGCUCAAUUUCAACCAGAAGACAUGGUAUAUUACCUGGAACAGAAGAGAAAAAUCGAUGAGCAGUUUCCUACUGCAAAGGGAAGCGGGUUCGUCAUUGAAUUUACGAGUGACGGAGCUUUCGAUGAGGUGCCAGCGGAAAAGGAGACGGCAUUCGCGCAUCGAGAUGUGAAGGCUUAUGCCCAUAUGCUUUCAUGGGCCUCAGACGAAGAAUCGGUGAACUCAGCGGCAGUUAUUGUGGAGGAGGUUAUGGACCACGUGCGCCGAAAUCAGCCAAAGGAGAAAUACUCGUUCUACCAGAACUUCUCACGAGAGAUACCAAUCGAGCAACGGUAUAAAGGGGCUGAAAGACUGGAGAAGCUCAAGGAUCUGAAGAAAAUAUGGGAUCCUCAGGGUGUUUUCACUAAGCAACUACUGUGA